This is a messenger RNA of Marmota flaviventris (yellow-bellied marmot), 2001 nucleotides long. The record is from RefSeq and is a predicted model, not a curated record. NCBI's taxonomy places the organism in Eukaryota, Metazoa, Chordata, Mammalia, Rodentia, Sciuridae.
AUGUGGACUCUCUGGGCCUUGGCCGUCGUGUUAGCCAUCAAAGCAGGAGCCCUUGAUGUGCCACAAGUAAACACAGUAUUGGAAAGACUUCCUGUGGGACAAGACUCCACUUCCAGUUUGAAAUCUGUCCCUGUCAGUGUGUCACAGCCGCAGGCCUUCAGAAGUCCCAGGGUCCAGAGGAACUCUCCUCCCAGAAAGUCCCGAGUGGGAAACGCCAAGGGCAAGUGCAAAUCCGCGGUCAAGUACUUCGUGUCCAGCAGCAAACUUGAUGACUAUUUGAAUGCCACCCUGCCCCCGCAGAUCGAGAAGCUGCUGAAGUGUGAGGACGUGAACAUAGCUGGCAUUAUCGGGUCAGCGCUGUCCGUGCUGGGCGAUUCCAACCUGCUCUCACUGUUAGAUGUCACUUCAGUGCUAGAUAUAGGAGGUGGUGGCCUUGGAGGGAUCCUAGGCAAAGGAGGCAGCGGCAAACCCCUGGAUUCACUCUCCCAAGCCACCGGUGCCGUCAGCAACCUGCUACCACUGAAUCAGGAUAUUCUGGGUGGCAUAGUCCCUGGCGGUCCAGACAAGAACCCCGUAAAAGGACUCCUCGACAGCACUGGUGUGUCUGGCCUCCAGGACCCCCUGAGCGACGUGAUGGAAAAAGCUAAUGGCCUCAAGGAAUCCACGCAGGACUUGGUGAAGGGUGCCCUGCCGCCAGACGUCAAAGAUGCAGUCUCAGGCCUGCUGGGAAACAUUAACCUGGAAGAGCUCUUGUUGGGAUUAGAGGUCCAAGAAGUGACUGUGGAUAGCAUGGAGUCGUCUGUGGCAGGCAAUGAGAUCCACGUCCGUGCUGCCAUUACUGCCACCAUAGGUGGAAAAGGCAUAGGUGGACCUGUAAUCAAACUAGUGGGAUUUCAAGUGAAAUUGGAAACGACUCUGACAAUUGCUAUUUCUGCCAACAACACCCAAUGUGUCAACCUCGAGGUCCAGGAAACACAAAUCAAUGUCAACAAAGUGACCCUUCAGAUAGUAAAGACGAUCACAGACACUCUGCCUGUGCCUGUCCUUAUACCUUUGCCCUUGGAGGACCUCAUCCUUCAACUGUUGACAGUGGAGCUGAAUGAAAAGGUACAAGAAACGGACUCCUGUGACAUUGUUCUCAAUGAUUUCAACGACUGCAAGAACUCCACUGGUUUGUUCAAGUUCCAACUUAAAAGCUCCAGGAUUUCCCCACAAGGCCUUUCCAUCUUCUACUGCGCCGAAGCCAUCUUUGGCAAAAAUACAGUCCCUGUCACUGGAAGUAUCCUCCCUCCUGAUCCUAAAAAUGCCAACAUUUCCAUGACUCUGUCUCACACGUUGCUCAAGACAAUCAUUACUUACGCAGCCAAGAUAAGCUCUGUCAAGGCAGACAACCUGGAGGCGAGCAUCACCAAAAUCACCUACACCUUCCAGCCAGACAGCACCAUCCAGGCCUCCUACUGGACUGACAUCAGGAAAGACGAGGAGAGCUAUGCCACUGGGAAAACGACCCUCAUCAUCUCACAUGAGUGCAAGAUUUCAAAAGACAAAAUGACAGUCAACAUCAAACUUGUAAGAUCUGACCACAGUGUGAACCCCCCUGAGGCUAGUGACGAGGUGCAAGAUCUGCUGUCUGGGGUUCUGAAGAAGCUCCUGUCUGCUGCUAUUGAAUGGUCUAAACAAUGGAAUGUCCCAGUAGGAGUAACAUCACAGCCCUUAAUUGAUGCCAAGGUUAUCGUGAUUAAAUCGUUGGAUCUGGAAUGUCCCCCAAAGGCCAGUGUGUUGAUGGCUGGCCCUAGCUUGGCACUACUGGGAGGUGGAGGAAACUUUGAGAGGGAGGGUCUGGGGGAUGUCCUAGGCCAUUAUUCCCUUGAAGAGGAUAGUGGGACCCUGGUCUCUGUUUUUGAUAACUGGCCACCAGAUGAGCAGUUCUGCUCUCCCACAUGCUUCCCACCAAGAUGGGCUGCCUUGCUACUGGCCCAGAAGCAACAGAGCCAAUCAUAG